AAGUUUCGCUCAACAAGACAGCCUCCACAUCAGUCCAUAAACUGGUGUCUUUCUCACGACCUCGAUAACAUUUUUUUUAUCUGUUUUUUUUUUAAAUUUUUAAUAAAUAAUAUUACUAAAUGUAUCAACAAAUACAAAAAAUAUAAUUUAUCAUCAAUUAAUCAUUUUUAAAUUUAAAUAAUAAAUACAUUUUUUAUAUUUUAUUUAUUUUUUACUCAUUUUUUAAAAAAAUUCAUUUUAAACAAUUUUGUGAAGUUUAUUUAAAAAAUUUUGUGAAUAUUUAAUUAUAUUUUUUUUUUUUAUACAAAUAUUGUUUAUUUUAAGUGAAAUGUUUUUUUUCAUUUUGGAGUAAUUUUUUAAAAUUAUUUUGUUUAUAUUCAGUAUUUUUUUUUAUAUUGUUUUUUUUUAUAUUUAUUGAGUUUAUAUUGUGUGAUGAAUUGUCAGUGAUUGAUUUCAACAUACUCCAGGAAUUUUCCUAGGAGAAAUAAAUUGAAGCUUGAAGAAGAAGGAGAGACACAUCGACUUGUAUAAAAAAUAAAAUAUUAAAUAUAAAAAAAAAUGAAAUCAGUAGAACAACAACAGCCAAGUUCAAUGGAUUCAAGUGAUUCAGUAAAUGGUGGUGGUAGUGAAUAUGCAUACAGACCAUUGACAACAAAACACAGACGUGCUGGAAGUACUGGUACAACUGGUGAUGAAGAAUAUACAACAGAUGAAGAUGAAUUAUAUCCAGAUGAAGCUGAUUGUGCUGGUAUAUCAUUACAUUCAACAAAUCCAAUAUCAAAAUCUGAUCUUGCACGUGCUGCAACUGAUUUAUUUGGUUAUUCAAAACGUAAUGAUGAUGAAAAUGAUCAACCAACAAGUCUAUUUGAAGAUGAUGAUGAUACAAAAUUUAAAAUUGAAAGUAGUGGCAAAAGUUCAACGUCAAUGUUCACUUACGACAAUAAAUUAACGACAAAUAUUGCGUGUUCAAGUAAAUAUCGUAAUUCAACAAGUAUUGAUAAAAUAAAAAAACCAACAAACACAAUAAAUGAUUUACAAAAAAUAAAUAAUAAUAUGGAAAAUAAAUUAUUUAAGUUGGAUAAUAAUGUAGUUGAAACAAUGCCAUUGGAUUUACGAUUAGACAAUGAACUAGUUAAUGAUAAAAUAUUACCAAUGUCAUUUGAAUCAUCAAGUAUUAUUAUCAAGGAUAAAAACAAGAUUGAUGAUAAUUCAAUGAGAGAAAUAAAUGAUGAUGGACCACCUUCACCAACAACAUUGCAAUGGGAGAAAGCUGUUGCUGAGGUCAAGGAACAUGCAAUAACAAAAUUACAGGAAGAACUUAAACGAGCACAUGAAGAGUUAAAACUCAAGGACGAGGAAGUCACGAGAUUGUCAAGAUUUAGACAGGAUGUUGAGACAGAAGUUGAAGAAUUAACAGCUAGUUUAUUUCAAGAAGCACAUAAUAUGGUUAAAGAAGCAAAUAUACGUCAAGCAACAGCUGAACGUUUACUUGAAGAAAGUAGAAUGAAAGUUGAGGUAUUAGCUGCUGAAGUUAUUGCAUUAAAAACACUUGUAUUAACAUCAACACCAGCACGUCCAAAUCCACAUUUACAUCCACAAAUUGAUACACGUUGUCGUUCAAAUAAUAAUGAUGAAUCACAAGGUGGUUUAUUUAGUAAAAAAUAUAGACCAUCACCAACAAAUAUUAAUCAUAAAAAUACACGUGAAUUAUCAUCACCACCAGAAUCACCACAAAAAGAACAAAAACAAAUGAAAAUUAAUGAAAAAAUUAUGUUAAAUGAUAAAUAUUGUACAGAACAAACAAUACGUGAUAAAGAUUGUGAUAGAAAUGAUGAACGUGAACAACGUGAUAAGGAUAAAGAUAAAGAUAUUAAAGAUCUUGGUAUUGAAGUUGAUCCAAGAAUACAUUGUGAAUUUUUAAGAUGGAAAGAAAAUCCUUGUAUUGAUAUGAAUAAUAAAUUUAUAUCACGUAUAUUUCAUGAAGAUAUUGAUUUAUGUUUGGAUUUUCCAAAUAUUGAACUUGGUGAAAAAGUACGACAAGCUGUUCUUGAUGGUAUCAUAUUCAUUGAGGCUAUUAGUGACAAAAAGAAAACAUUAUUUCCAAAAAAAUGUGUACUUUUGGAUGCAGCAAGACAAUGCCAUUAUCGAAUGAGACUUGGUGAUGAUGAAAAUCAAUGGCACAGUAUAUCACAAAUUUGUCGCAAUCGUAUUAUUGCAGUUUGUGAUUUUUUAAAUUACCUAAGAUAUGUUGAGCGUGGUCUCGUCAAGAGUUCAGUCCAUGACAUUUAUUGGGAAAUAACACGACUUAGAAAAGAAAUGGUUUUAGCACGUCUAGGACUUGCUUUGUCUUCCUAAAUAAUAAUUAUUCGUUCGUAAUUUUUU
This is a messenger RNA of Aphidius gifuensis, 2382 nucleotides long. RefSeq names its product guanine nucleotide exchange factor for Rab-3A-like. The record is from RefSeq and is a predicted model, not a curated record. Gene Ontology annotation, biological process: exocytosis. NCBI's taxonomy places the organism in Eukaryota, Metazoa, Arthropoda, Insecta, Hymenoptera, Braconidae. Gene Ontology annotation, cellular component: Golgi to plasma membrane transport vesicle. The transcript is spliced from 8 exons. Bases 559 to 2355 code for a protein of 598 amino acids. Gene Ontology annotation, molecular function: guanyl-nucleotide exchange factor activity.